AUGUGUCCCUACCGCAAGACCAUCUUCGAGUGCAACCACUCCGUGCUCAGCCGGACGCCAAUCCACCUGUGUCCGACAGCGCAGCGCGCCCUAGACGCCUCUACCGAGUUGCCCACGCCUCCGCGUACCCCCCCUGCCCCUAAAUCCUCUGCCUCUUCUUCUCCCACAUCCUCCCCCUCCCCCUCAACGUCACCCACAGCCUCCUCCUCCCCAGUCCCAUCCUCCUCCACCCCUACCCCAGCUCCUCCACCCCCAGCAGCGCCGCUAUGCGAAGAAACCACAACCCACAGCCGGCACACGCUCCGCGUCCCGCGCCCGUGCCCGCGGUGCGCGGACAAGAAGCAGGCGCUGGACGCCGUGCUAUCGCGCGCGAAGAAGCACAUGCGCGAGCUGCGCGAGCACCUCGACGCGGCGUACGGGCAGUGCAUGAAGCAUCUGGACGAGGCGGGGCUCGGAGUUGAGGCGGAGGAUGACGAUGGUGGUAGGAUCGAGUCUGCUGGGGGUGGUGGUGGUGGUGGUGGUGACAAGGAGACCGGGGGGAGCGCAGCAACAACAACGGCGAAGUCUGGUGGUGGUGGUGGUGGUGGUGGUGGCAAAGCCGAUGCUGCAAAGGAAGGAAGACAGAGACGGACGCCGGAGGAGCUGGACGCGGCGCGGGAGUUCCUGCGGAAAAAGGGGCUGGAGAGCCACGCGCACCUGAUGAUGUUCUGGGAGUCGGAGGAGGCGGCCGAGACGUGGGAUGAUGUGGAGUAUGUCACUGGUAUGGAGGCGCUUCAGCAUUCUUUCAUGUAA
Messenger RNA from Hypoxylon fragiforme, 792 nucleotides. RefSeq lists its product as uncharacterized. The transcript has a single exon. The record is from RefSeq and is a predicted model, not a curated record. Bases 1 to 792 code for a protein of 263 amino acids. Lineage: Eukaryota; Fungi; Ascomycota; Sordariomycetes; Xylariales; Hypoxylaceae.